Molecule: messenger RNA, 2149 nt
Organism: Hemibagrus wyckioides
Lineage: Eukaryota; Metazoa; Chordata; Actinopteri; Siluriformes; Bagridae
Product: ankyrin repeat domain-containing protein 34B
Exons: 2
Coding region: 511-1917 (468 amino acids)
Molecular function (GO): protein binding
Source: RefSeq, a predicted model, not a curated record
GGCAGUCACAAUGUAAAUGUAUUUGCUUAAUGAUACACAUAAUCUUUCACCUGUUUAUCCAUUUUCCCAUAUUUGCUUCCAUGUUGCUGUGAGGAUUGGUUCAUCUGUGAUGGCGUGCAGUCGGUGUUCCAAAUCAUCUCACAGAGACUGAGGUCCGGGCUCCGUGCAGACCACUUGAGUGCUCCUGAAUCAACCUCGGCUUUGCAAAGAGGAAAGAAUUGUUAAAGAUUCAUUUGAAAGACACCCCACCUAUCUCUACAUUUGUAAGCUUAUCAACUCAUGGGAACAAAAUUUUGUUCAAAAUACACCAUCUUUGUCCUCGUAUGCAUCUGUGUGCAUGGGCACAGGGAAGGAUGCCCUCCCCAAUCAGAGAAUCAUGCUCUCUGACUCCCUCUGACAGAUUUCUAAAUCAUUUGACCCGAAGCACAUCUGCUCACACAAAGCCAGGACAAGGACCUGCAGCUGGAUCACAAAGGAAACAGCAGGAAACCAUCCCAGAUCUUUGGCACUAUGGCUGAGAGGCAGGACUACUUGGAGGAUGGAAGCCCUCUCAUCAAGGCGGCCGAGUUGGGCAAGAUGCGUCUGGUUCGGUUGCUGGUGGAAGGUGGCGCCCAAGUCAACGAGCGCAAUCAACGGGGCGAGACGCCUCUUCUAGCCACGUGCCGAGCACUGAGGGCCGACCAGUCAGGAAACUCUACCUCACUGAGGCUCAUCCGCUUCCUUCUUCAGCACCACGCGGAUCCUAACGCUCAGGACAAGUCUGGACGUACGCCCCUCAUGUACGCUUGUAUGGAGCAUGCCGGAGCCGAGGUAGCUACAGCCCUGAUUUCUGCUGGAGCUGACCCUAGCAUUGAGGACUAUUCUGGAGGUUCUGCGCUGGUCUACAGCAUCAACGCCCGUGACCAGGAUACUAUCCGCGUGCUGCUUGAUGCUUGCAGGGCUAAGGGACGUGACAUCAUCAUCAUCUCCACAGAUCUGAGCACAGGUGGUGCCACCGUUAGCCGACGCUAUCUAAACGUGCCUCCAUCACCCGACACCUCGCCUGUCACCUGCAUGUCCCCUUCCGAUAUCGAGCUCAAGACAGGCUCACCAAACUCUGAGACUGAGGCAGAGGGAAUCUUCAAUUUCAGAGCAUCGGGGAGGAAGGGGAGCAGAGCGGCUUCUCCUCUGCUUCUAGAGCCAGAGGCGUCGGACCGCCAACGGCUAAAUUCUGAACCCUGGCUAGCCAUCCACAACUUGGCACACCUUAAUCGCACCUAUGAAGAAAGGAUUACGAAGGGAGCUGUACAGGAAGAAGAGGAUAAAGAAGUGAAGCACAGCCAUUGGCAAGUGGAUCAGAGUAGCUCCUCUAAAGCUGCUAACCUCAAACCUGGUAGAGCGUUUUGCAGGAACCACGCAGAGAACUAUGCUCCACCAACUCCAGCACAUUUACACAAUCGACGCAACACUCUCCCCUCUCUGCCGGGACAGAAUUUACUCCAGCUUCCCACCUUAUCACUCAAUCUCUCCAGCUCAGAAACACACCUACACGACCAGCCCAGCACUAUAACACUACCACCAGUUCCUACCAACAGGAACCUCCAGCAUUGCCCUAACAACGCUAGCUCCCGCUCUCUGGCAGCUCCGACAGCUCAGUGCGGAUUUAACACCAUGAGAAAAUGGAAACCACAGGAGCAGUUAAGUUUCAAACCCCAGGCACGUCAUACUACCUUCCUGCCUCCUCUCACAGUCAGCUCCGCUGCUAACACAUCCACCCGUUCCUGUGGUGACGAGGCAAGUGCUGCUCCAAAAGCUGAAGAGACCCAAGGCCACAGACAGGAAGGCGCAAAGGGUCGGAGACCUCCACGUCGCCACUCCAUUCAGCUGGAGCAGAUGAGACAGGAAAGUGGUACUGACGAGAUCCUUUUUGUCUUGUGACAUGCAAAAAAACCGACCGCAAGUAAAACUGAAGCAAGUACGCUGAUGAACAGACAAGCACACAACACACACAUUGGGUCAUUAUUACUAUAAUUAAGACGUGAUAUAAAUGGACAUCAAAUAUAUGUUGUUUAGGAUGUGUUUAAUGAUACAGAACUGCUCCUUUAAGUUUAUUUUCAAAGAUGUGUGGGAAAGUCUGUACACCCUUAGGAAAAACAAAAAAAAAUUAUUU